AUGCAUGCUGCUGUGUUCGUUCUAUAUCGAACCAUCCUCACCCCGGAUCCCGUUUACGAGGCAUACGUUGCCAACGCUGGCAUUGACGGAAGCACCGACUUCGACAUCGUCGACAACUAUUCCUGCGGAGCCCCACCAUGCGGAUCCUGGACUUUCCCUCAGGCUGCCUACACACCCUCUCCCCUCCCUUUCAGCACUGAUCCCGCUGCCACCGUGCCAGGACCUGCUGCCGAUCCCUCGAGCAUCUACAACCAGUUCAGUUAA
Messenger RNA from Guillardia theta CCMP2712, 264 nucleotides. RefSeq lists its product as hypothetical. The record is from RefSeq and is a predicted model, not a curated record. The transcript is spliced from 4 exons. The coding region runs from base 1 to 264 and encodes 87 amino acids. Lineage: Eukaryota; Cryptophyceae; Pyrenomonadales; Geminigeraceae.